Messenger RNA from Fusarium falciforme, 804 nucleotides. Its product is annotated as MFS domain-containing protein. Gene Ontology annotation, molecular function: transmembrane transporter activity. The transcript has 3 exons. Gene Ontology annotation, cellular component: membrane. The coding region runs from base 1 to 804 and encodes 267 amino acids. NCBI's taxonomy places the organism in Eukaryota, Fungi, Ascomycota, Sordariomycetes, Hypocreales, Nectriaceae. Gene Ontology annotation, biological process: transmembrane transport. The record is from RefSeq and is a predicted model, not a curated record.
AUGACACUGAUGUGUUAUUUGCUCGCUGCUCUGAGUGCGGAUGUGGAAACAAUUCGUCAGCCUGGGAGCAUCGUUAUGCUUUGCCUGAGCACAAUUGCUUUUCUCGCCUUCGUCGGUUGGGUUCGUCGUCAGGUUGAAGCCAAGAAGCCAGCUCUGAUCCCAAACUCCCUUUGGAAGAAUGCGACCUUUUCUAGUAUUUGUGUCACCAUUGCCCUAUCAUUUGCUGUCCUGAAUUCCAUGGAAUUGUUCUGCAGCUUGUUCUUUCAAGAGAUCCAGCAUCUACCAGCUCUUCAAGCGUCCAUUCGGAUCUUGCCCUGCACACUAGUUGCUGCACUUGUCAAUAUCGUCGUGGGUCUUUUCGUCCACAAGAUUCCUGCUAUUUGGAUCGUCACUGUCACGUCGAUACUUUGUGCUGGCUCUCCUCUACUGAUGGCUGUUAUCGAUCCCUCUUGGCCUUAUUGGGGUAACGCGUUUGUGGCACAGAUAUUGCAACCUGUUAGUUGUGAUGCACUUUUUACGGUCGCAUUGAUCAUCAUUACCGACGUCUUCCCUGAAGAUACACAGGCUCUUGCUGGGGCAGUGUUCAACACAGCCGCACAGUUCGGAAGCGCGCUGGGUCUGGCUAUCCUUCAGGCGAUAUCCACACAGGUGACAAAGGACUCAAACAGCACGGACAAAGUGGUUGCCCUCAUGCAGGGGUAUAGGGCCAGCUUCUGGACGAUGUUUGGCAUGAUGCUACUAUGUACGAUUGUUGGACUACUGGGAUUGAGGAAAGCGGGACGAAUCGGCCUCAAACGAGACUAA